AUGGCGCCGUCAGCUGCAAUAUCCACAACCUCCACCAUUCUAGACGAGUCUGAUCAACAAAAAGUUCCAGAGGUAGCCAAGGGGCAAAUUGAGAUGUCCGAGAAAAAUGAGGACCCGGCGUCGCCUGCAGACACAGGCUCGAACGGAGUCACACUACUCAUGACGGUCGUGGCUUUGGCGCUAAGCAUGUUCCUCGUUUCACUUGACAUGACCAUCGUCGCAACGGCUAUCCCGAGUAUUACAAGCGAUUUCGGUGGCAUCGAGCUUGUGGGCUGGUACGGAUCGGCAUUUUUUAUCACUCUGGGAGGAUUCCAAGCUACCUGGGGCAAGACAUAUAAAUACUUUCCGCUCAAGUUUUCAUUUCUCUUCUCGAUCAUUCUCUUCGAGCUCGGGAGCUUGGUUUGUGGAAUCGCACCCAGUAGUCUGGCAUUAAUUGUCGGACGAGCGAUCACAGGCAUUGGAGGCGCCGGGAUUUCCUCUGGUGCAUUCACCAUCAUUGCUUUAUCUGCACCUCCAAAACAACGACCAGUGUACAUUGGAAUUCUGGGAGCCUCCUAUGGAGUCGCGGCUGCUAUCGGCCCUCUAAUCGGUGGCGCUUUUACUAGCAACGUUACAUGGCGAUGGUGCUUCUACAUCAACCUUCCCAUCGGUGGGGUUGCCGGAUUGAUCAUUCUCUUCUUCUACCGACCCCCUUCCCCAUCGCAUUUCCUUCAGGAGCCUUUGCGAGAGAAGCUUCUACAAUUGGACCUUCCUGGCACUGCACUUCUCAUCGGUGCCAUGAUUUGUUAUGUUUUUGCUCUUCAGUGGGGAGGAAUCACACGUCCCUGGAGUGACUCCGCUGUGGUAGGGACUUUGAUAGGGUUUGGGGUCCUAUUAAUCACCUACGCUGUCGUGCAGUGGGUGCAAAAGGAACGUGCAGCAAUGAUCGGUCGCCUUUUCAAAUGGAACGUGGUGAUCUCAAUGAUCUAUAUUGAUUUACUAGCGGGGACGUUCUUUUUGCUGGUCUACUAUUUGCCUGUUUAUUUCCAGGUUGUGUCCGGUGUCUCCGCAGCUGAAAGCGGAAUCCGGAACCUUCCGUUGAUUCUGGCGCAGAGUGUGGCCACUGUUUCGUCAGGGAUUGCCCUGAGUAAGGUGGCAUAUCCUCAACCUUUCCUUCUAGCUGGUGCAGCGCUCACGGCCAUUGGAUCCGGUUUGUUAUACACACUGAACAUCAAUUCCGGUGCCAGCAAAUGGAUUGGGUAUCAAAUAUUAGCCGGCCUCGGUAUUGGAUGGUGUUUCCAGGUACCGGUUGUGACUGCGCAGUCUGCAGUACCCCCAGAAGACUUGCCUUCUACAACAGCCAUGGUUUUAACUGUUCAAACUAUCGGAGGCUCGGUUUUCGUAUCUGCUGGCCAGUCUGUCCUCGAUAACGUACUUCUAAAAAUGCUACGCAAAUCCCCCGGCAUUGACGCCACAAAAGUGGUCAUGACUGGUGCGACUGACUUGCGCAAAACCUUUGAUUUGACACAGAUACCGGCAAUCCUAGGAGCAUACAUGAAGGGCAUUCAGGCAGCCUUUCUAAUUGCAAUUGUCGCAUCUAGUCUGGCCACCGUGGUUAGUCUGGGGAGUCGAUGGAGAAAACUUGCUAGUGCUAGUGCAACAGCGGCUGCAUAA
Penicillium cinerascens is the source of this 1653-nucleotide messenger RNA. Its product is annotated as MDR family MFS transporter. The transcript is spliced from 5 exons. NCBI's taxonomy places the organism in Eukaryota, Fungi, Ascomycota, Eurotiomycetes, Eurotiales, Aspergillaceae. The record is from RefSeq and is a predicted model, not a curated record. Gene Ontology annotation, biological process: transmembrane transport. Gene Ontology annotation, molecular function: transmembrane transporter activity. Bases 1 to 1653 code for a protein of 550 amino acids.